Trypanosoma conorhini is the source of this 879-nucleotide messenger RNA. RefSeq names its product ribosomal RNA assembly protein. The coding region runs from base 1 to 879 and encodes 292 amino acids. The record is from RefSeq and is a predicted model, not a curated record. Gene Ontology annotation, molecular function: RNA binding. Gene Ontology annotation, cellular component: nucleolus; small-subunit processome. NCBI's taxonomy places the organism in Eukaryota, Euglenozoa, Kinetoplastea, Trypanosomatida, Trypanosomatidae. The transcript has a single exon.
AUGGCCUCCUCCUCCCCCUCCUCCAAGUAUUUUGUGCCCGAACUCACGCAGGACGACGUUCCUGGCGGCGCCUGCUGCGUGGAUGAGACCACCUUCGCCACGCAGUUUCCCAGCUACCUAGAGAGUUACAUCCGCAGCGUGUGGCCGGCCGUGGAGACGCUUUUGGGACAACACCAGCUGGUCGGCAAGCUGGACCUGAUGGAGGGCUCCAUGACGGUGGCAACCACGCGGAGAACGUGGGAUCCCUACGCCGUUGUGAAGGCCCGAGACUUCAUUCGGCUACUGGCCCGAAACGUGCCUCUCGCACAGGCGCAAAAGAUCUUUCAGACGGAUAUCACUUGUGACAUUAUUCCCAUUUCUAUGAAGGGCAACAGCACGCGUCGCUUCAUCAAGCGUCGCGAUCGUCUCGUCGGCCCAAAGGCGCAGACCCUCAAGGCUUUAGAGAUUCUCACCGGUUGCUAUGUCCUUGUGCAGGGCAAAACCGUGGCGGUGAUGGGACCAGUGAAGGGGUGCCAGCAGGUGCGAAAGAUUGUUGACGACUGCAUGAACAACAUUCAUCCUAUUUACGGCCUUAAGCAGCUUCUUAUCAAACGCGAGCUCGCCAAGCGUGAGGAUUUACGACAUGAAGACUGGAGUCGCUUUGUGCCUGUCUACAAGAAGAGCGUGCAAAACAAGGAGAAGGCAAAGGUGGUGCGAAAGGUCAAGAAGGAGCGCCUGCGGGAGUCUGUGAAGAAGCAGGCGGGUAAGGAGAAGUCCAUCUUUCCGCCUGCCCCUCCCAAGCGUAAGGAGGAUAUUGCGAUGGAGAGUGGUAAGGCCUUCCUUUUGCGCAAGCAGCAGAGGCGGCAGCAGCCGAAGCGCAACGACUACCAAAUUGAAUAA